Rhizophagus irregularis DAOM 181602=DAOM 197198 is the source of this 704-nucleotide messenger RNA. The record is from RefSeq and is a predicted model, not a curated record. Lineage: Eukaryota; Fungi; Glomeromycota; Glomeromycetes; Glomerales; Glomeraceae.
UAUUAUUUAAUUUAUUUGUUGCAGGUUAUUUACAAAGUGUUACAAAUGGAACUUUCUUCGAAAAAAUAGAACCGAUUCAUUUUAUUGCUUUUGCAAGUCCUUUACUCGGUUCAACACAAUUAGCUUGGUAUAUUAAAAUUCCAAUGAAAUUAGGUUUAUUAGGUAAAACUGGUAAAGAACUGAUUUUAAAAAAACGUAAAACAGAUCAAGAACCUUUACUCUUAUCCAUAUCCCAACUUCUCCAUCUCAUAUAGCACUCAUGAAAUUUCGUAAUCGUACAUUAUAUUCGAAUGUUGUUAAUGAUAAUUUAGUUUUAUUAAAAACUUCUUCGCUUUAUUUUGUCGAUCUCGAUGAAGAUGAUAUAAUCAAAAUAGGAAUAAGAGAGAAUUUAAAAUUUUUUUUUGCAUCUCUUAAUCCUCCAAAGAUCACAGAAGAUUAUCUUACCAGAUCUUUUUCUGGUAUCUCACCCAUAAUUCAUGACAAAGUUUAUACACCUGAAGAUAUACCUCCUCCUAGUCUUCAGAACAAUUUAUCGAUUGAAGAAAAAAUAGCUAGAAAUUGGCAUAAAGAUAUGACUUGGAGAAAAAUUUUAGUGCGUAUAGAAGGUGAAGCUCAUAUGACCGUAAUUGUAAGGAGAAAAUGGAUAAAUGCUGCGGGAACUAGAGUUAUUGAACAUUUAUUAGAUAAUCAUGAAUUAUAAAACA